Rosa chinensis is the source of this 1875-nucleotide messenger RNA. RefSeq lists its product as uncharacterized. The transcript has 3 exons. NCBI's taxonomy places the organism in Eukaryota, Viridiplantae, Streptophyta, Magnoliopsida, Rosales, Rosaceae. Gene Ontology annotation, molecular function: nucleic acid binding; RNA-DNA hybrid ribonuclease activity. The record is from RefSeq and is a predicted model, not a curated record. Bases 1 to 1875 code for a protein of 624 amino acids.
AUGCCUGGUAUACCAACUGAGAUAGCCACGCACAACCUCAGCAUUAUUCCUUUCUCGGCACCUGUAAGACAAAAGCGUAGAGCCUUCACACACGACAAGUGCCGGGCUAUCCAGGUUGAAGUGAAGAAGUUGAUGGCCAUCAACUUUGUCAGGGAAGUGACAUACCCUCGAUGUGGAUACAACCAAAUUCGAAUGAACCCUACAGACGAGGAGCACACUGCCUUCACCACAGACAAAGGUCUCUAUUGCUACCAGGUCAUGCCCUUCGGAUUGAAGAAUGCAGGCGCCACUUAUCAGCGACUUGUCAACUCCAUGUUUGAAGAAGUCAUCGGUACUAUCAUAGAGGUAUACAUGGACGAUAUGCUGGUAAAAAGUUUAACCUUAAAGGAUCACGUAACCAACUUCUCAAUUUUUUUCGCCAUCAUAUUACGGAACGGUAUGCGGCUUAACCCACAGAAGUGCAUCUUUGGGGUCGAGGUAGGAAAGUUCCUCGGGUACAUCAUUAGCCACAGGGGAAUUGAGGCUAAUCCAGAGAAGGUACAGGCUAUAUUAGACACGGUAUCCCCAACCUACCGAAACGAGGUCCAAUCUCUUACAGGUAAAGUAGCCGCCCUGUCAAGAUUCGUCUCCAGGUUGACGGACAAGUGUACUCCCUUCUUCAGGCUGCUAAAGACCCAGCACGUAAAGGUAAUAGCUUGGACCGCUGAGCACGAAGCUGCUUUUCUUGGCCUAAAGGCAUACUUAGCCGAGGUACAUCUACUUUACAAACCUGUCCCAGGAGAAAUGCUCUACAUUUAUCUUGCGGCAUCUUCGUCGGCCUUGAGCUCCGCUCUGAUUAGGAAAGACUCUGAUUGCGAGUACCCGGUGUACUACGCUGGAAAAGGUUACACUGGUGCAGAAUCCAGAUACCUGGAUGUUGAAAAAAUAGCAUUAGCCCUCCUGGUUCUGCAAAAGCCAGAGACGUCGGGCAGAUUAAUUAAAUGGGCCAUCGAAUUGGGGGAAUUCGAUAUCAAGUACCAACCCCGGACAGCUAUUAAGGGCCAGGCAGCGGCAGAUUUUAUUUUCGAGCCAAUUCCCUCUCAUAACCCGCCCCCGGGAUCUCCUGGGCCACCAGCCCCGGAUCCACCUCCACCAAGCACUUGGCGGUUGUAUGUUGAUGGAGUGUCUAACAAAAGGACAAGUGGCGCCGGUAUCCUACUAAUUAGCUCAGACGAUCAAGUCUACGAGUAUGCCCUUAAAUUUGCCUUCAAGGCAUCCAACAAUGCCGCAGAAUAUGAGGCACUCAUAGCAAGUCUACAGAUCGCCUGGGAACUAGGUGUCCAGCACCUCAGUAUAUCCAGCGAUUCUCAGUUAGUCGUGAACCAGGUCAGCGAUAACUUCGAGGAAAAGGAGUCCCACAUGUCCUCUUACCAGGCCUUAGCUCAGGCACAGGUUCAGAGAUUUACCUCCUAUACUCUCACCCAAAUACCGAGAGCAGAGAACGACAAGGCAGACGCCCUCGCUAAGAUUGCGGCAACUUCCCCAAGUCCUACCUACGGGGCCACCAAAGUCGAAAUACUAGAAAGGCCUAGCACUUCUAAAACGGUGUCAGAAAUAUUCACGGUGGACCACACAACCUCCUGGAUGGCCCCAAUCUUAAAGUACAUGGUGGACGGUCUAGCACCAGACGAUAAGGUCGAGGCCAGGAGACUCCAGUUAAGGUCAGCUCAAUAUACGAUCAUGAACGGAAAGUUAUACAGAAGAGGUCACUGCUUCCCCAACCUGAAGUGUGUAACACCGGAGGACAGCCACAAAAUAAUGAAGGACAUACACGCUGGUGUAUGCGGUAACCAUGCUGGAGCCCGGUCACUUACACACAAGACCCGAAGAGCAUGA